This is a messenger RNA of Cuscuta epithymum, 1849 nucleotides long. The record is from the annotation of a GenBank genome assembly. NCBI's taxonomy places the organism in Eukaryota, Viridiplantae, Streptophyta, Magnoliopsida, Solanales, Convolvulaceae.
CGGGAAACAACAAAUGCUUUACCAAAAAAUUAGUGAAGUUUGAACUUUGAAGUACAUUUUUGAACUAUCUCUCAGCUUUCCCAUUUAUAUUUUCAGCUUUCAGCAUCCACACUACUACACUAGCUAUGGCUUCUUCAUCAUUUUCAACCACCAAUCUCCAUUAUAUCAUGCUCAAUGUCUUCUACUUCAUAGUUACUUUUACGUCUGGAUACUUCUCUUCCACAUCACUUGCUGAUUCACCCUUUCCUCAAGAAGGCCUUCCCGCCAAAUCAGGGUACCUCACGGUCAACUCAACGACCGGCUCCGCCAUUUUCUACGCAUUCUACGAAGCCAGGAACCCGAUUUCCACUCACUCUCAGACUCCAAUACUGAUAUGGCUUCAAGGCGGUCCCGGCUGCUCCUCCAUGAUCGGGAACUUCUACGAGCUAGGUCCUUGGCGAGUGUCGAGGAAAACAGGACCGAUCUCGUUAGUUCCGAAUCCCGGAUCCUGGAAUCAAAGGUUCGGGUUACUUUUCCUCGAUAACCCUAUCGGAGUAGGGUUUAGCAUAUCCGCAUCUCCCGAAGAGAUCCCCAGGAACCAACGCGAUGUCGCCAGACAUCUCUUCAUCGCGAUCAAAAAGUUCAUAGCGUUGGACGCCGCUUCGUUCAGGACACGGCCGAUUUAUAUCUCCGGUGAGAGUUACGCCGGGAAAUAUGUCCCGGCGAUCGGGUAUCAUAUCCUGAAAAGGAACUCCGGUUUGCCGAUGUCAAGCAGGAUGAAUCUGGCGGGUGUAGCUAUAGGGAAUGGCCUGACUCACCCGGUAGCUCAAGUGGCCACUCAUGCUGUAAAUGCAUAUAAUUUAGGGUUAAUCAACGGCAAGCAGAAGACUGAAUUGGAGAAACUUCAAAAGGUGGCCAUCAGUCUGACUGAAACAGGGAAUUGGAGCGAGGCGACAAGUGCUAGGUCUAAAGUCUUGAGUACAUUGCAUGACAUGACUGGACUGGCAACACUCUAUGACUUCAGAAGGAAAACUCCUUACGAAGACGCAAUGGUGGCUGAUUUCUUGAACAACCAGGAGAUUAAAAAAUUGUUAAAAGCGAAGGAAGAUAUCACUUUUGAAACGUGCAGUGAUGUGGUGGGCGAGGCUUUGCACUCGGAUGUGAUGAAGAGUGUCAGAGAGAUGGUGGAGUUCUUGGUUAAGAACAUUAAGGUUUUGUUGUACCAAGGGCAGUGUGACUUGAGGGAUGGGGUGGUGUCGACGGAGGCAUGGAUCAAGACAAUGCGGUGGGAAGGGCUCAAAGACUUCUUGGCUGCCGAAAGAAAUAUUUGGAAGGUGAAUGAAGAGCUAGCUGGAUAUGUGCAGAGCUAUGGGAAUUUGACCCAUGUUGUUGUUUUGGCUGCUGGCCAUUUGGUCCCUACGGAUCAGUCUCUGCACUCUCAAGCCAUGAUAGAAAAUUGGGUUCUCGAGAAAAAAUCACUCUAGCCAUAAAACCAGUGAACUGAAUGCUUUCCAGUUUUAUUCAUCUGGCAAUCCUCUUUGUGCACCACUUUCAUAAGCAAAGUGAGAACCACCCGGCUAUCGUUUACAAAGAGUCACCCGAAAUGAACGGAUAUCAUUUGAUAUCAAGCUCUCACCCCAAGUGAACCUUUUGAUCUCAAGUUUUUAUUCAUUGAUCUUACUCCUUGAUCAAGUGGUCAUUGGUCUGGCCUGACUUGAUGAAAUGGUGUUUCUGUUACUUGUAUUAUGUAUUAAUUAGUGUCUCCAUUUUCCAAUUUGUUUCACAAUAUGAACGGUAACACAAUAGAUACAUAUCACAUCAUCAUGUAAUACAAAAUGUCUUAUUUCUAAUUCUUACCCUUUACAAUGCC